GUCUUGAGAGCCCCCACAUCCUCCGGGAGCGGGGCGGGGAGGGACCUGACAGCCGGAGUGGAUGGAGACCACAGGUCCCCGGGCACAGGCUCGAGAUUAGCUGCUUCUUGGGAUGCUCCACGCGCCAGUUGAGCAUCCUGCCUGUGGUCCAGAGGGUGCUGGCGGCGCAUCCUGCGGUAUGCCUGCGUGGAUCUGAGCCAUCGCCCAGAAGCGAGCCCGCAUUCAGACGCCGCGGGCCGGCUCCCGGCAGGGCUGCGUGCAGUCAGCACGAAUGCUCAGCUCUCAGCGUCUGCGACAGCCUCCCGACCGCACGGAUUUGGCUGUUGAAUCAGCCGAGAUUACUGCCCGCGAAGAUUUGCGAGCCUGAUCCGCGCUCCAGCUGCCGUGACAACUUCAGGGCUGGCUGCCUACUUCUCUCGGUGCCCCGGACUCUGUCCUGCCCCGCGGCCACCCCUGCCCUUCCCGGCUCGGAAGUAGGCAGCGAGGACUCCUCUGACGGCAUCCCCGGCAAGGGGAGCAAGGAGGGGUGAAAAGACCAGCAGAACCCUCCAACUGCUCAACCUCCGUGACUGCCUGUGUUCUGGCGUUCUGAGAGGGACUGUGCACUGCCCGGGGAAGCAAUGCAAGUCUCCAUAGCCUGCACAGAGCACAAUUUGAAGAGUCGGAAUGGUGAGGACCGACUUCUGAGCAAGCAGAGCUCCACCGCCCCCAAUGUGGUGAACGCAGCCCGGGCCAAAUUCCGCACGGUCGCUAUCAUCGCGCGCAGCCUGGGGACCUUCACCCCUCAGCACCACAUUUCUCUCAAAGAGUCCACCGCGAAGCAGACUGGCAUGAAAUAUAGGAAUCUUGGGAAGUCAGGACUCCGAGUUUCGUGCUUGGGUCUUGGAACAUGGGUGACAUUUGGAGGUCAAAUUUCAGAUGAGGUUGCUGAACGGCUGAUGACAAUCGCCUACGAAAGUGGGGUUAAUCUCUUUGAUACUGCCGAGGUCUAUGCUGCUGGCAAGGCUGAAGUGAUUCUGGGGAGCAUCAUCAAGAAGAAAGGCUGGAGGAGGUCCAGCCUGGUCAUAACCACCAAACUCUACUGGGGUGGAAAAGCUGAAACGGAAAGAGGGUUGUCAAGAAAACAUAUUAUUGAAGGCCUGAAGGGCUCCCUCCAGAGGCUGCAGCUCGAGUAUGUGGAUGUAGUCUUUGCAAACCGCCCGGACAGUAACACCCCCAUGGAAGAAAUAGUUCGCGCCAUGACGCAUGUGAUAAACCAAGGGAUGGCCAUGUACUGGGGAACCUCGCGGUGGAGUGCCAUGGAGAUCAUGGAAGCCUAUUCCGUAGCAAGACAGUUCAAUAUGAUCCCACCCGUCUGUGAACAAGCUGAGUACCAUCUUUUCCAGAGGGAGAAAGUGGAGGUUCAGCUCCCAGAGCUCUACCAUAAGAUAGGAGUUGGAGCAAUGACAUGGUCUCCUCUUGCCUGUGGGAUCAUCUCAGGAAAAUAUGGAAACGGGGUGCCUGAAAGUUCCAGGGCUUCACUGAAGUGCUACCAGUGGUUGAAGGAAAGAAUCGUAAGUGAAGAAGGGAGGAAACAGCAAAACAAGCUGAAAGAUCUGUGCCCGAUUGCUGAGCGUCUGGGGUGCACGCUGCCUCAGCUGGCCGUGGCAUGGUGCCUGAGAAACGAGGGUGUGAGCUCCGUGCUCCUGGGGUCAUCCACUCCUGAACAGCUCAUUGAAAACCUCGGUGCCAUUCAGGCAAGUACGACAGCCCUUUCCACAAACUCCAGGGAAUUUCAUGGUGUCUUUGAAGAUGUCUCCAGGCAGUGUCCUGUCUCUCCCUACCUCUGUUCUUCAUCGUGUCACAGCUUCCAAGUUGCAUAAAAACCCAAUAUGGGGAACAGGCUACCUGUUCCUACAUGGGCGGCGGAGGGGAAGUGGGGACAAAGACACAAGAAGCUCAGAAUUGUAGAAUACAUGGGUCCAUGGAUGUCCUCUUCUUAACAGGCAAUGCUCUUGAGACUCAUUUCUCAGGAAGGUUUGUUUCUGUGUGGGUCAGUGCAUUCCAAGACCCAAGCACUGAUGCACCUGGCGCCUGGGCUCCCAGUCCUGCCCAUCAGAGCCUGUUUAAUAACCUGCUCGAAACGUAAUAGCCAGAGCACAAUACUCAUACAUCACUUCGUUUGUUCUUUCCACAAAUGUUUCCUGCCGCUCCACAGUGUACCAAGCCCCUCCUUUCUGCCCCCAUGGCAUCCUCAGCCCUCCUCCUCACAGCUCUUAGGAUAACAAGGAUCAUGCCUGUCUCCCUGCUGGGCUGGAAGGCCCCUGAGCACAGAGACCUGUGUCUUUCCUGCUUCUCCACUGACUUUCCAGUUCCCAGCAUACUAGAUGGCCCUUCCUCAGCACUCAAGAAAUCCUGUUGAAUGAAUGGUUUGACACAUUUUAAGAGAAACACAAAUUCUAUUUUGGGCUUCCAGGGUCACACCUCCCUAGCAGCAAAUUCAGAAGGGCCCAUCUCCACUCCCUACCCAGUGUGGAUGCCUGAGGCGCAAGGCACUGGAUGGAGCCUGGAGGGACAGGAAGAGGGCAAGUGGGAGAGGUGUUCCUGGGAGUUUUAUCUGACGAGACGGGUGGGGCUGGCGGCUGAUGCGACCAUCCCCUCCCCCAAAGGCCACGUCUCAAUCCUGAGCCCGCCCCACUCUCAGCCCCACUCGGGGCCUGCCCAGUCCUCUCGCCAUAGCCACCACCUGCCCAACAGGUAAGGUGCCUGUUUUCCUCUAGCUCCCUGGGAAACAGAACUGUCUCCCAGCUGCUCCCGUCCACCUGUCCCUGAACAGGCAGUGAGCCCUGGCACCUCUCCCAGAGGAAACAGACAGAGGGGGGACAAACUGGAUUAAAGUUAAAAUGUUUAAAAACCAUUUUGAAGGGUAGCCCAGAAUAUGCUGGGAGUAAACGGUGCAGCCCCGCUUCCCCGCCACCACCUUUCCUAGGGCUGUGCAGCAGGGUCAUGGUCUCUGCCCCUCUGCACCCAGGAACCACUGGAACUCCUCCUGGGAAGGCCACCCCCCUUCUUUUCACUUAUGCUCUGGGAAAGACGAAGGCCACACAAGGAGGAGGAAGAGGAAAUGGGGAGCAGCCUGUACACAAAAGAACUGAAAUUCAAUCCAAUGAUCUCAGCUCCACUAGUAUUUACUGAGCAUUGAGUCUGUCUGCACCCGGCCAGGCAGGGAGCACGGAGACACCAACAGCAGGCCCAAGAGCUGGCUGAGAGCAAAUUAAGAAACCCACCCUAGGUUCCUUCAGCAGAUUCGAGAGCCUAUUACGUGCAAGGCCCUGCAGACACCACAGGAAACAAGAAAGAUACUGUCCAACCUUCAAGGAGCUUUCCUUCCAGUGGGAGAGAGACAGAAUAAACAAACAUAUGAGAUAAUUUCAAAUUGUGAGAAGGGCUAUCAAGUAAAUAAGGAGGGUGCUGUAAUAGAGACUAAUUGAGAAAUGGGUGGGGCUACUUUAGAUAACAUCCCUGCCGAAGGCCCCUCUGGGAUAUGUGUAUUCUGAAGCCUAGAAGAUGAGGACGCAGGAUGUGGAAACCCAGGAGAGAGCACUGCAAACACAGGCAGAGCAGUGCAGACGGCCCGAGCCGGGAAGGAGCCUGGCUUUUCCCAGAGCUGCCAGCCUAAGGCCAGCAUGGCAAGGUGGCGACGCACUGGAGACGCAGGCAGGGAGAUCUCACAGGACACGAGAGGGGUCAGUUUUGUUCCACAUGGAACGAAUCCUCUGGAGGGUUUUAAGAAGAGGAGGGACAUGCUAUUACUUGAAGUUUUAAAGAUUGCUCUGGCAAUCUUUGUAUGGAAAGUAGAAUGAAGCAAGACCAGGACUGCUGUCCAGGUGACAGGUUAUGGGGCGUGGAUAAAUUAAGACGGUGGCCAUGGAGGUGAAGUGGACAGAUUCCGGAGGCUGUGGAAAGAAAGACAACACGACUUGCUGAUGGCUUGGCAAGGAGAGGAAGGAACUGAGGAUUCCCGUCACGCUAAUUCAGAGCGGUCCCUGCCAUCCCAGGGGGAGUUAACGCUGCCUGGGGAGGGUAAAGAGGCAGCUCCUGGGCUGUGGGAGACUCCAGGAAGCUAAAGAUACAUUUCAGAGGAAAACUCUGAGUCACUCACCUUCCCAAAGCAUUUCCUUUCUAGCAAGUCUCAGGUGGUGGCAGGAUGGGGCUUCCAUGCUCAAAGGGUAAGGGAAGAGGGAUGUGAUGCAUACAGGGAGGCUGCUACCACAGGGCUUACCAUCCCCUCCCCUUUCUACUCCCACCUUGGUCAGCCCAAUACCCAAGAUUCCGCCCUAGGCAAGCUGGCAUUGGGCCCCUGGAUAUGAUGAAAGUAGACUAGGUGGCUGGGGGUUCCCAGUAGCAGUGGGAUUGGCUGCAGGACAGAAAGCAUGUAGUGCUAGCAGUUGAAGGAAAGGAAAUUUCUAAUGGGUACAGGAAGGCAGCUGCAACAAGGCGUGGAAUGUGCCCAAGGUGCGCACACACUGGAGGAGCAUGUAUAAAUCAAAGCCAAAAGAGAUGGGGGACUAGAGAGGAGAAACCACAGCCGCAGGCAGCCCGCCAUCGCCGGCACAGGGCCCCGUCCUCUCCACUUCCACCUAAACAGUGGGUAGAACUGCCUCCACCCCACCAGCUGUAAAACCCUCUGAGACUCUCCAUCACCUCCUUAGUAAGAUCCGGGCCCCUGAGCAGUCAGGCCCUCUACAGCCAGGGCACAUCUCCGCUCCCCGCUCCUCCCCCGAAUCCUAAUCUCCAGCCGCAAUGAACUACUCAGAUCCCCAGAAGUAAUAGUGGUCCUCUGCCUGCAAAGUGUCCCCCACCACAGUCUGACAAAAUCCUGCUCCCUCCCCAAGAUCCAGCUCAACAGUGACCCAAACCUGGGAGGACUUCCCUAAUACCGCCCGCCCCUGCCCUGCUGGCCAGGCCUCCCCUCACCCACCAAUUACUCUAGUCAGUAUAACACCAAGGUUGCAAAACUGGUGGCCCAUGGGAUAUUUGUGUCAUGUCUAGUAGAUAAAAAUGUUUUAAAACAGUUGACAACAUUAAAAAAUUGGGCAAUUUCACAUAAAAUUCUGGAUGUAUGGCUUCUCCUGAAAAUUUAGGUCUUCCAACACUCUCCGUGUUUUUCAUGUUUUAUUCAAGUACUUAUAUGCUUUCAUUUUUUUAAUGUUUAAAUCUCUUCUGAGAUUUAUUUUGGUGUAAUGAAUGAAGACAUUUUUUCUUCACACGGCUAACCCACUAUGUUUGAGACACAAAUCUUCCAACAAAUCUAGUUUCUAGCUUUGGGUCUCACUGUUGCAGUCUCACUUGAAAUAAUACAUUAGUUCAGAUCCUCUGAGACUCCACAGCUGGUGGGAACUCGAACUCUCCCUUUAGCUUCGGUUAGGAAAAUGUUAACCGAAACCAGUUUCCCAGGCUGAGUAGCUCCACAGCUCUGCCAAGCCCUGAGGUUUCUGAGGACAGCACUUGAGUGAGACCAGGUCACCCUGGCCAAGGCGAUUGCAGCAGGGGAAGGGGGAGGCAGAAACCGCAAAUUGGGCGUCAUAAGUGUAUUUCACCACAGUCUCCACACAGGGUCAGGCUAUUCCUGUGAAAAAGUCUGCAUCCGGCCCUCGUCUUAUGGUGUAAUGUGUGCCCUUGGCCCACUUCUCCCCAUAAACGCUAGCCCCUGCGCCGGCCUCCUUUCCCAGGGCUUCGAUUAGCAUGUCCAUGCAAAUGACUCGCAAACCCUGGACUCCAGCCCUCCUCCCACGCUCCUCAGCUGCACUUCCAGCGGCCAGGCUGCUUACGAGUCAUUUCUACACGAACUCCCAGAGGCACCUUUCACUCAACACACCCUGCUCCAAAGUUUCUCCAAAUGACUUCUCCUAUGCUUUCCAGUCCUUAGAACCUACAUCAAUAACCUUCUGGUCACCCAGCCUUGAAAUCUUCCUCUUUCAAAGUGCCUCAGAUCCACUCCCCUUCUCUACUCCACCGCCCCAUCCUAGUUAAGGCCCUUGGUGUCACUGGCUAACAUCUGUGUCCCCUUUCAAUCUCCUCCAACUCAUCCUUCAGACUACCACCAGGUGUCUGAUGGGGUCACUCCCCGCUGAGAAGCCCUGACAGUUUCCCCACUGCCUAAGGAAUAGUCACAACUCCAAAAAAUGGCAUUCAAGGCCUUCCACACUUUUUACCCCAACUUCUCUUCCCCCUAUUCCUACCACUUCCACACCUCCACCACUCACUCUAUACUUAUCACUCCAUUUCAUGGACUGUCCACUUUUUCAUGCUAUUCCAUCUGCCUGGGAUGCCUGUCAAGCCCUGGCCAUCCUUUACCAGGGUUCUGACACCCAGUGGUAAAGAAUCUCUCACCAGUCUCUAGACUUGUGCUGUCCACUACCGUAGCCUCUAGCCACAAGUGGCUACUGAGUGCAUGCAAGGUAGCUAAGCCAAAAGGAGAUGUGCUGUACGUGUAAAAUGUACACUGGACUUGAAAGACUUAGUACUUAAAAAAAAGGUAAGGAUCUUAAUAAUUUUCUAAAGGGACUACAAGUCAAAAUAUUUUAGAUAUAAUAGAGUAAAACUACAUAUUAAUUUCACCUGUCUCUUUCCACUUUCAUAAAUGUGGCCACUAGAAAAUCUAAAAUUACAUAUGCAGCUUGCAUUAUAUAUCCAGCAGCUCUGGAUAUAUUUUUGUGAGCCCUCAUUUAUACCUUAUGCCUUCAUUUACUCAGUCAACUAAUAAUUACGAGCACCAAAUAUGGGCCAAGCACUUACAGGCACGGGAGGUACAGCGGUGAAUGCAACAAGGUCCCUGACCUCACGGAGCCUACAGUCUGGUGGGGAGCGUACAUUCUACUUGCAGUUUAUAAAGGUAUACAAGUCAAGAUGACUUUGCUUAAUAUUGAGCACAAGAAACCAAUUUCAAGCACUAACCACAUCCUUUGUACUUCUCACGGUCUCAGGUUCUCCCAAAGAUGACAACACAUGUGGUAAAUGAGAUUGAUAACAUACUGCGCAACAAGCCCUACAGCAAAAAGGACUACAGAUCGUAAGGCAGUGCAGGAGCCGCAGGA
Equus quagga is the source of this 7076-nucleotide messenger RNA. It is a transcript of the gene KCNAB1, whose product is annotated as potassium voltage-gated channel subfamily A regulatory beta subunit 1. NCBI's taxonomy places the organism in Eukaryota, Metazoa, Chordata, Mammalia, Perissodactyla, Equidae. The record is from RefSeq and is a predicted model, not a curated record. Gene Ontology annotation, cellular component: cytoplasm; extrinsic component of cytoplasmic side of plasma membrane; membrane. Gene Ontology annotation, molecular function: voltage-gated potassium channel activity; potassium channel regulator activity; transmembrane transporter binding. Bases 621 to 1862 code for a protein of 413 amino acids. Gene Ontology annotation, biological process: negative regulation of delayed rectifier potassium channel activity; potassium ion transport; transmembrane transport. The transcript has 13 exons.